CUGACAUCAAAAACUAAACCUUGCUGUCUCUAUCAGAAUAUUCCGGAUUUCUGUGACAAAUAAAUAUUUGUCGUUUUCUGUAAGGAUCUAGAAAACGCCUAUUUUUUUCAGUGUUUACGGUUAAAAAUAAUUAUUUUAAAGUCUUUUCUUGUUUGAAGAAUAACUUUUUAUAACGAAAAUGGUGGACUACAGCAAAUGGAAGGAUAUUGAGAUUUCGGACGAUGAAGAUGAAACUCACCCUAAUAUCGAUACUCCAUCAUUAUUUCGCUGGAGGCAUCAAGCCCGAAUUGAACGAAUGGAGGAACGUAAGCGUGAAAUCCAAGAACAUGAACAACGUAAGACUGAAAAUAUUAGGAAACUUGCGGAAACUAAACGGAAGAUCGCUGAGGCAGAAUCUAAAGGUGCAAAUUUAGAUUCCUUGAAGGCAGAGCUUGCUAGUAUUGAAAAGGAGCAAAAGGAAAUUCAAGCUAAAGAAGACGACCUUAAAAAGAAGGAAAAGAAGACUCCAUGGAAUGUUGAUACUAUUAGUGAACCGGGCUUUACAAAAACUAUAAUUAACACAAAACCGAAUCGUCCAAAAGAUGAGAAUCUCACAGAGGAAGAAAAAGAGGCCAGAAUGAAGAAAUUUAUCAAAGAAAAUGAAAGUCUGUUAAAGCAAUUUGGGAUGCUUCGUAAAUUUGAUGAUUCCAAAGCAUUCUUGCAACAGCACAGUCAAUUAGUUUGUGAGGAAACAGCAAAUUAUCUUGUUAUUUGGUGUAUAAACUUGGAAAUGGAAGAGAAACAUGACUUAAUGGCGCAUGUAGCCCACCAGACAAUUUGCAUGCAGUACAUUCUAGAAUUAUCUAAGCAAUUGGAUGUUGAUCCAAGGGCUUGUGUCGGAUCAUUCUUUUCUCGAAUCCAAGUUGCUGAAAAGACAUACAAAGACUCGUUUGAUGAUGAGCUCGCACAGUUCAAGUCUAGAAUCCAAAAACGUGCCGCCGAGAAAAUCCAGGAAGCUAUCAAGGAACAAGAGGAAGAGGAACGGAAAGCAAGACUGGGGCCGGGAGGUCUAGAUCCUGUGGAAGUUUAUGAAGAGUUACCUGAUGAAUUGAAAAAAUGCUUUGAUGCACAAGAUGUGCCAAUGCUGCAAGCAACUAUUGCGAAAAUGCCAGAACAAAAAGCCAUUUACUACAUUAAAAGGUGUGUCGACGCCGGUCUGUGGGUCCCCGGAAAGAAUGAUGAAGAACCUACAAUGAAAGCGAACACUUCAGAACAAGAAUCAACACCGUCAGUGAGCACUAAUGAUGUGGACUGAUUUUUAAUAAAACCUUAACAUAAUAUAAUCCACUUUAACCCAAAACAGUAGUCGUAACAAAUGAAAACAACUGGCUGUUUGUAAAACCACUGCCGUUCAUUAAUGUAAUUAUGAGAUUAUUUGACAAAGAAUUAGAUUUCAACAUCAAAAUUAAAGGUCAGAGUACUGUUUUAAAUAAUUUCAAUCACCCAGAGUAACACCAACACGUUUCAUCGCUUGCGACCAGACGGUUGCUUUAGUGCCUAAUAUUUUCAGACAUUAAGAGUAUUUGAUUGUUACUUCCUUAGUAUUAACAGGCAACACUUUCAUUAUUUCAUAUUAUGUCAAGUGAUAUGUGAAUAAUAAAAAUUGUCUGAUAUUUUAA
This is a messenger RNA of Danaus plexippus (monarch butterfly), 1658 nucleotides long. It is a transcript of the gene Cdc37, whose product is annotated as hsp90 co-chaperone Cdc37. Gene Ontology annotation, biological process: protein stabilization; protein folding. The transcript is spliced from 5 exons. The record is from RefSeq and is a predicted model, not a curated record. Gene Ontology annotation, molecular function: heat shock protein binding; protein kinase binding; protein-folding chaperone binding. Gene Ontology annotation, cellular component: cytoplasm. Lineage: Eukaryota; Metazoa; Arthropoda; Insecta; Lepidoptera; Nymphalidae. Bases 179 to 1294 code for a protein of 371 amino acids.